AUGUCACCUCCGGCGGAAGGAGUCGUGCUGCAGCUGACUACAGUGAGGAGGCUCCUUUCUGAAAAGCUGGCUCCGGUUAACGCUCGUGAUGAAGAUCAAUACACUCCUCUCCAUCGAGCUUCCUACAGCGGGCACUUGGACAUGGCCCAGGAGCUGGUUGCCCAUGGGGCAGAUAUUCACGCCCAGACAGUGGAUGGCUGGACACCCCUGCACAGUGCAUGCAAGUGGAACAAUACAGAAGUGGCUGCGUUCUUACUUCAACAGGGUGCAGACAUCAACGCUCAGACAAAUGGUCUAUUGACGCCUUUACAUAUUGCUGCAGGGAACAAAAACAGUAGGGAAACCCUCGAACUUCUGCUGAUGAAUCGCUACAUAAAAGCAGACCUGAAAAAUAACUUGGAUGAAACUGCCCUUGACAUUGCUAGGAGGACUGACAUAUACCACUACCUUUUUGAAAUAGUAGAGGACUGCAUUAAUGCCGUGUCCCCUUAAAAGCUGUGGUUAAGCCUGUGAAUGUGAGUUUUACUGCCUCUCGUUUGUCACACAGCAUCUGUGUUGUCAUUUAAGGUGCUGAAACAUCCUUGUCAGUCGAAAUCUCACCUUUAGCAAUUCAACUCAGUGGUUUCCCUCAUACCUUGAAGUGCUGUUACUGUUAUCAGGGUAUACACAAAGUGAAUGAUUUCAGUGAGCGUGUGCUUAGUAAGUGCAUAUUUGGAGGGACGUUUGGUCUGUGAAUGUUUAUCCAUGUCAAAGCAGGAGGGAAAACUGGACUAUGUGUGUGAUGUGAAAGAAUUCAGGUUAUGGUUAUGCAGAGUUUAUUACAGCUCACUAGAAGAUUAUUUUUUGAGGACCUUUUUUUAAGCUGCUUGUGGAAUGAAUGUAACUUAACCUUGGGUGACUUACAAAAUGCUCGGUGAUCUGGUGUAAGGCCUGUCAUAAAAUAAAACAUUUAGGGUCAAGUGUUUUAA
Molecule: messenger RNA, 968 nt
Organism: Coturnix japonica (Japanese quail)
Lineage: Eukaryota; Metazoa; Chordata; Aves; Galliformes; Phasianidae
Source: RefSeq, a predicted model, not a curated record